Molecule: messenger RNA, 1053 nt
Organism: Stegostoma tigrinum
Lineage: Eukaryota; Metazoa; Chordata; Chondrichthyes; Orectolobiformes; Stegostomatidae
Gene: fhit
Product: fragile histidine triad diadenosine triphosphatase
Exons: 8
Coding region: 262-714 (150 amino acids)
Biological process (GO): diadenosine triphosphate catabolic process; negative regulation of proteasomal ubiquitin-dependent protein catabolic process; purine nucleotide metabolic process
Cellular component (GO): plasma membrane; nucleus; cytoplasm
Molecular function (GO): bis(5'-adenosyl)-triphosphatase activity; ubiquitin protein ligase binding
Source: RefSeq, a predicted model, not a curated record
GCCCGAACAAGAAAGGGGCUGCGCUUGGCUUCCGAAGAGGCUGUUCUUCUCCGAAAAGUGAAACUGCGGUACAAGCCGAGUAGCGCUGACGACGUGAAGGAACCAUUUAAUCCCGAAGCAUAUUAGCAGCGUCUGCCCGGCGAGAGCGCGAUCAGUCCAUCAUUAGCGGAGCAGCGAGUAAAGAGAGCACAGAGAUCUGAAGCUGAGUGGUCCUAAUAGAACCGAGACCGAGCAGGUUAUUGGUGAAAAACUUGGAGUGACAUGGCGACCCUCAGAUUUGGACAACAUAUCAUCAAAUCCUCUGUAGUUUUUCUCCGAACGGAACUAUCCUUUGCAUUAGUGAAUAGGAAGCCAGUCGUCCCUGGACACGUGUUAGUUUGUCCAAUCAGACCAAUUGAACGUUUUCGAGAUCUACAACCAGAUGAGUUGAUAGACUUGUUUCAGACAAGCCAGAAAGUCGCAAACGUUGUGGAGCAGCAUUUCAAAGCAACAUCGCUUACCAUUGUCAUUCAGGAUGGACGUGAAGCCGGGCAGACUGUGAAACAUGUGCAUGUUCACGUUCUUCCAAGAAAGAAAGGAGAUUUUUCAAGAAAUGAUAAUGUCUACGAAGAGCUCCAGAAGCAUGAUCAAGAGACACUUGAAGAAUCAUCCCACUGGAGGACAGAGGAAGAGAUGGCAUCAGAGGCUGCUGACCUCAGAAAGUACUUCAACUAGUUAACAACAGCUACACCAAGAAUCAAACCAGGAAAAUGGAGAAUUUAGAAGGUUAAAUCAAUGCUUUUCCUGAAUCGUGUGUGGACUCAUCACAACUGCAAUUGAUCAAACACUACUCGAAAACCAGGUUUCUGGGGCAUCAACAAAUCAUUUAUCUAAUCAACCUUAAAACCAGAGGCUCUUGCAAAGCUUCGACAAUGUACCUUAUUAAGUGUGACUCUUCUACAUUGCACUGAAGUGCAUAACCCAAUUUCUUUAUUAAUUAUGAUUUAGUUAUUUUGAUUUGUGUGUAGAUUUUCAUUCAAUGGAAACUGUUUCCUUCAAUAUUGAACAGCCUAU